AUGCUGCUCUUCUGCCCUGGCUGCGGGAACGGGCUCAUCGUGGAGGAGGGACAGCGCUGCCACCGUUUCGCCUGCAACACCUGCCCCUACGUGCACAACAUCACCCGCAAGGUAACAAAUCGGAAGUAUCCAAAGCUGAAAGAAGUGGAUGACGUGCUGGGUGGAGCAGCGGCCUGGGAGAACGUGGACUCCACUGCAGAGCCGUGUCCCAAAUGUGAGCAUCCUCGCGCCUAUUUCAUGCAGCUGCAGACCCGCUCUGCCGACGAGCCAAUGACCACCUUCUACAAGUGCUGCAACGCGCAGUGCGGACACCGCUGGAGGGACUAG
Messenger RNA from Pipistrellus nathusii (Nathusius's pipistrelle), 327 nucleotides. NCBI's taxonomy places the organism in Eukaryota, Metazoa, Chordata, Mammalia, Chiroptera, Vespertilionidae. The record is from the annotation of a GenBank genome assembly.